Micropterus dolomieu (smallmouth bass) is the source of this 1255-nucleotide messenger RNA. RefSeq lists its product as uncharacterized. The record is from RefSeq and is a predicted model, not a curated record. The transcript is spliced from 2 exons. Lineage: Eukaryota; Metazoa; Chordata; Actinopteri; Centrarchiformes; Centrarchidae. The coding region runs from base 19 to 705 and encodes 228 amino acids.
UCUGUGCAUCUCCCGUGUAUGGUGCAUUUCCCAGGUGUGGUGCAUAUUCCAGAUGUGGUGUGUUUCCCGGGUGUGGUGCAUUUCCUAUGUUCUGUGCGUUUCCCAUGUAUGGUGCAUUUCCCAGGUGUGGUGCAUUUCCCAGUUGUGGUGCAUUUCCCGGGUGUGGUGCGUUUCCCAGAUAUGGUGUGUUUCCCGGGUGUGGUGUGUUUCCCGGGUGUGGUGUGUUUCCCAGGUAUGGUGCAUUUCCUACGUUCUGUGUGUUUCCCAUGUAUGGUGCACUUCCCAGAUGUGGUGCGUUUCCCAGUUGUGGUGCAUUUCCGAGAUAUGGUGCAUUUCCCAGGUAUGGUGUGUUUCCCUGGUGUGGUGUGUUUCCCAGAUAUGGUGUGUUUCCCGGGUGUGGUGUGUUUCCCAGGUAUGGUGCAUUUCCUACGUUCUGUGUGUUUCCCAUGUAUGGUGCACUUCCCUGGUGUGGUGUGUUUCCCGGGUGUGGUGCGUUUCCCAGAUAUGGUGCGUUUCCCGGGUGUGGUGUGUUUCCCAGGUGUGGUGCAUUUCCUACGUUCUGUGUGUUUCCCAUGUAUGGUGCAUUUCCCAGGUGUGGUGCGUUUCCCAGGUGUGGUGUGUUUCGCAGGUAUGGUGCGUUUCCCAGGUGUGGUGCGUUUCGUGGUACUAGUUUCUUCAAGUCAGGGCAGCAGGUGUCAGGACUGAUGUUACUCAGAGGCUCUCUGUAUCAAAAGUCAGAUUGAUUCAAAAAACAAAUUCUCUUACAUUUGAUGUAAAAUAAUGUUUGAAGAGAAAACUGUGGAGUAACAGCAAGUUAAAGAUGUUUAAGAGGAGUGUCGGGUUAAACUGACUGAACACAUUCACACUCGAUCCCGAGGAGGAGUAGCGUGGUGAAAAUCCAGACAGAAGAAGAAGAAGAAGAAUAUAAAGGAUGAGGAGUCAUAAAGUCUGGACGUGUUGGUUAAAACUAUUCAUCUCAGUGUUUAAACAUGUCUGACUGAAUAAAAGCUCGUAACUCAUCAUAAACACAAAACAGAAACCACGUGAUGAUGUCAGCAGCUGUCCAAAUGCUAACUGCUAACAGCUCGGCUAACUUCCUGAUUUAUCAUAAAUAAUCAUUUGCUAUGAAGAGAAGAUGUGCGGCGGUUUUUAACAUUAAACACGACCAUGAUGUCACUUCCUGUUGUUACCGUGAAAAUCACCCUGCGUGUUUUGAAAUAAAGACUGAAAAGUUGAAAAGUUUUUAUCCAGGAAA